Molecule: messenger RNA, 2031 nt
Organism: Orussus abietinus
Lineage: Eukaryota; Metazoa; Arthropoda; Insecta; Hymenoptera; Orussidae
Gene: UGP
Product: UTP--glucose-1-phosphate uridylyltransferase
Exons: 10
Coding region: 212-1741 (509 amino acids)
Biological process (GO): glycogen metabolic process; UDP-alpha-D-glucose metabolic process
Cellular component (GO): cytoplasm
Molecular function (GO): UTP:glucose-1-phosphate uridylyltransferase activity
Source: RefSeq, a predicted model, not a curated record
UUGCGUAUGAAAACUGGCAUUCGAGUAUGGCUACAUAUAUAUAUUGCUUUCGCCAAAAGGCGUCUGUAGCGCUCGCAAAGCGAGGUUAAGUUAAGGUAUACGAAGGUAUAUUCGAGGUAUAUUCGGAACUACUUGCCUCUCUGACCUUCUCGAUACGUUAGAGGGCGAGGUGCCGUUCGAGGGACAAGAAAGCAGUUAAGGAAGGAUCAGGAUGUUGCUUAUCGACGAUAGAAAGGGGAGGGGCCACCAACGGAGCCCUUCCGAUAGUCAGGCGUUUCGGGAAAGGACGAAAAGGGACGCACAAAAUGAACUCCACGAGGAACUUUUGCGGCUCAAGUCGACGGCGCCGCUCAAGGAUCAGGAACUCAUCGGCCGCGAGCUCGAGGGAUUCGAGAGACUUUUUGAGAGAUUCCUUAAGGAAGAGGGCCCUCCCUUCAACUGGGAUCACAUCGAGAAAUUACCACCAGAAGCGGUGCAGGAUUAUGAUACUUUAUCUGUCCCGAAGGCUGAACUAAUUAAGGACAUGUUGAAUAAACUGAUAGUGGUGAAACUGAAUGGAGGUCUUGGGACUACUAUGGGUUGUCAUGGACCGAAAUCUGUUAUCACCGUCCGCAAUGAUCUGACUUUCCUGGAUCUCACCGUGCAGCAAAUCGAACACUUGAACAAAACCUACAACGCAAACGUCCCACUGAUCCUGAUGAAUUCUUUCAACACCGACGAAGAUACGAAACGGGUCAUCAGGAAAUAUAAAACGAUCGAUGUGCAGAUUUACACGUUCAAUCAGAGCUGCUAUCCGCGCUUUGAUCGGGAGUCACUUCUACCUAUUGCUAAAACUUACGAUGUGCACGGAGACAUCGAGGCGUGGUAUCCACCAGGACACGGUGACUUCUACGAGAGUUUUCAAAAUUCUGGACUGUUAGAUCAAUUUAUACAAGAGGGUCGUCAAUAUUGUUUCAUCUCUAAUGUCGAUAAUUUGGGAGCGACCGUUGACCUGGGCAUCUUAAACUUAUUAAUGUCACCACCCAAUAACAGCUCUCCUGAAUUCGUCAUGGAAGUGACGAGUAAGACGAGAGCUGACGUAAAGGGUGGCACCUUAAUUCAAUAUGAAAAGAAACUGCGACUUCUCGAGAUCGCGCAGGUACCUGUGGAACACGUGGAUGACUUCAAGUCCGUGAAGACUUUCCAAUUUUUCAAUACAAAUAAUUUAUGGAUCAAGCUUGAUGCCAUUAAAAGGGUACUCGAUGAGAGGACACUUAAUAUGGAAAUUAUUGUCAACUAUAAAAAUUUCCCUGGAGGAGUAAAUGUCAUUCAGUUAGAGACUGCAGUUGGAGCAGCCAUGAAAUCGUUUGAGGCUAGUUUGGGUAUCAAAGUACCACGUAGUAGAUUCUUGCCAGUGAAAAAGACGUCAGAUCUGUUGCUGGUUAUGAGCAACCUUUACAGUUUGCGCAAUGGAUCAUUGGUAAUGAGUCCUCAACGCAUGUUCGCCACAACGCCCAUCGUUAAGUUCGGCGACCUUCAUUUCUCUAAGGUGAAGGAAUUCCUAGCGAGAUUUGGUACCGUUCCUGAUAUUCUGGAGUUGGAUCAUUUGACAGUGUCAGGUGAUGUCACGUUCGGGAAAAGGGUUUCUUUGAAGGGUACCGUCAUCAUCAUUGCCAAUCAUGGCGAACGUAUAGAUCUGCCCUCGGGUAGCAUCUUAGAGAACAAAAUAGUAUCUGGUAAUCUUCGUAUUUUGGAUCACUGAACGAUUACAAAGCACUUCGACUUCUUUUAUAAAAUGUACCACUGGCCAAUAAUCGAAAAAUGUGCGAAGGGCUGCACAAUUACUCUACGGUGGAAAAUGAGUCCUCAACGCACAAGCGUGUAACUUUAAAAGUACUCUAUAUAAGGUUCUUAGUCCAGUCGCUUUAAUCAUGUAACUAUAGUAUAAACACGGUAUGAGUUUUUCACGAUUUUCUUCCAAUGUGAUAUAUCAUGACGAAGGUCUUGUUUAAUAUCGCUGGGUCCAAGAAAAAUAAACUCUCCAUCCUCUUG